Glycine soja is the source of this 3090-nucleotide messenger RNA. Its product is annotated as mitogen-activated protein kinase kinase kinase 5-like. Bases 423 to 2327 code for a protein of 634 amino acids. The record is from RefSeq and is a predicted model, not a curated record. The transcript is spliced from 10 exons. Gene Ontology annotation, molecular function: protein kinase activity; ATP binding. Lineage: Eukaryota; Viridiplantae; Streptophyta; Magnoliopsida; Fabales; Fabaceae. Gene Ontology annotation, biological process: protein phosphorylation.
AAACAACAGUUUUGUUGGGGGGACAAAACGAGCUAGAACUUUUAUUUUCUCUGUUCUAACAGAGAAAAAGAUGAGAUGAGAGAGACCUUGACUUAGUUAAAGAAAAAAAAAAAAACAAGGGUGCAACAUUUUGACUUUGUGUGAAGGGGGCUUUUGUUUUUAAGCCUUCCUCUUCGUCUCUAAAGCCAUCUUCUUCGAUCAUCGUUGUUGCAAAGAAGUAAAAGCAAUUGAAGAAGGGAAAAAACAGUUCUCUUUCGUUCCUUAAUUUCAAAAACCGCGAAAAAGUGCGAAACGCAAAACGAUGGCUGUGGUGGUUAGCGAUAUGCAUUGCGCUCCGAAAACGACGUCGUCUCUGCGAACCGCAUUGUUAUGAACUGAGGUUUGUUACUUUGUUUUGGUUCUGUGGUUGAAAGGCAAAAGCCAUGAGGUGGUUGCCCACGCUUUCGUUCUCCCCUUCGAAUUCUUCUUCAUCUUCUUCGUCGUCUUCUUCUGCCUCCGCUGCUUCCGCCGUGGAUCACCGCCGGAAGGCGUGGCUCUUCGGAAAUUCGUCGAAGAAGCGCGCCUGCCACGUCGGCGACCACGACGAAGAUGCACUAGUUUCUUCCCCCGGCACGCCUCAGCAGUUGCCUCUGCCGGAGCUCUCCGCCGCCGCCGUGCUCCGUCAACAAGACGGUGAGUGCCGCCUUCCCUCGCCCAAGGACGCUGCACCCACCACCACCGGCUUUCGGAUGAGGAGUGUUUUUGCUAGCCAAGAGACAAGAAGAAAUAUGGAGCAGGCUGAAACUAGGUCACCGAGAAUGGUGCAGCAAGAUGCAAGUGGUUGCAGUGAGAGUGCUCGAGAUAAUAGUAAUAAUAACUUGGUGAAUGUCCCUCGUAGGAGGAGUAUUUCAGGUAGUUCUUCUGCAAGUCCUUCAAUGAGUCCUCAGAAAACAAGGAAUGGUGAUUUUGUGCCAUAUUAUUACACGUAUUCCAAAGGAAAUCAGUUCUGGUCCGCACCAGAAAUGCCUUCUUGUGAAGCAGGGUUGCUACCUCCUGCCUUCUUUGAUUUAUCCGCGUUAAGCACAGAAGCUUCCCUUUCUCCCAACUCCCAUCAAAGUCUACAGAUGAAAAGUUCCCAGAAACACACCAGAACUUUUAGUGGACCUCCAUCCCCCAUACAUUCCAUGUUACCACUUGAGAUCUCAACAGCACGCCAUGAAAGUAAUGCUCCUCCUGUCGGUGUUCACCCAUUGCCCCUGCCUCCUGGAGCUGCCUUGACCUCACCGCCUGCUGCUGCUACCUUUUCCCAUGCCGUGGCUAAGUCAGAAUCGUUCCCAAUGAAAAGCCAAUGGAAGAAAGGGAAACUUAUUGGGCGUGGGACGUUUGGAAGCGUUUAUGUCGCAACCAAUAGGGAAACCGGAGCAUUAUGUGCAAUGAAGGAAGUAGAGUUAUUUCCUGAUGAUCCAAAAUCUGCAGAGUGUAUAAAGCAGUUAGAGCAGGAAAUUAAAGUUCUUAGCAAUCUAAAACAUUCAAACAUCGUACAGUAUUAUGGCAGUGAAAUAGUUGAGGACCGGUUUUAUAUUUAUCUGGAAUAUGUUCAUCCUGGUUCAAUUAAUAAAUAUGUCCGUGAACAUUGUGGUGCCAUAACAGAAUCUGUUAUUCGGAAUUUCACUCGGCAUAUUCUCUCAGGGUUGGCUUAUUUACAUAGCAAAAAAACCAUUCAUAGGGACAUCAAAGGGGCUAACUUGCUUGUUGACUCUGCUGGAGUUGUUAAGCUAGCUGAUUUUGGGAUGGCUAAGCAUCUUACUGGGUUUGAAGCUAAUCUUUCUUUGAGGGGAAGUCCAUACUGGAUGGCUCCAGAGCUUUUGCAGGCUGUGAUACAAAAGGAUAACAGCCCUGAUCUUGCUUUUGCUAUUGAUAUUUGGAGUUUGGGUUGUACCAUCAUUGAAAUGUUCACUGGGAAGCCUCCUUGGAGUGAAUAUGAAGGAGCUGCAGCUCUGUUUAAGGUUAUGAAGGAGACCCCUCCUAUACCUGAAACACUGUCAUCUGAGGGUAAAGAUUUUUUGAGGUGCUGCUUUAAGAGAAAUCCAGCAGAGCGGCCAACAGCUGCGGUUUUACUAGAACAUCGAUUUUUGAAAAACUCGCAACUGCUGGAUGUUUUAUCUUCCACCCAGCUGUAUAAUGAAACAAGCUUCAUGGACAAACCACAUACUCCAAGUAGGCAAUCUGAAAAUAGUUAUGAUCAGUUGUCAACCCCCUGUGCAAAGAUUGCAAAGGGUAAAGCUGCUGAGAGGCGAGGAUUUCUCAUUUCUUCGUUUGAUAUUCUCCCUGCAUACUUGGACCAAUAAUGUAAUCCUGUUUUCGGUCUAUCUUUUUGGCCUGCCACGAUCUAUUGCCUGCUUUUUAUGUGCCAUUCUUUUUCUCUGCUGAAGUUGGGAAUCAUCUAACAAUAACUUCCGCAUAGCAGGGGUGUCAUAGGGUGUUCUUUUACUUCCUUCUACUCUUGAAGCAGUUCCCAUGUUGUAAUGUACCGCACACACAUUCCAGUACCUUUGAUUGUCUGUGACUGUCAAACGAAAAACAAAAUAUGAUCUUUAAAAAUGACUGUGCUGAGGGAAGUUUUCAUCAUUUAUGCCAAUGACAGGGCCCCAUUGUUGUACUAUAGUUUUCAGGGACGCUCAAGUAGAGACUUGCAGCUGUUGCCAUUAUAGGUUCUCUUUUGCUUAGGUUUUUUUUUUUUUUUUUUUUUUUUUCUGAGGAAAGAAAGUGAAGAGCUUUUUCAUUGUGUAAGUUAUGCUGGACGAGAAUAUAGCAGCAAUUUUAGAAUAAUAUUAUUAUACUAACUUAGAGCAAUGAAGCAAUUAACCUUCUAAGGUGCACAUUUCUACCUCCAUCGAUAUUAGGAUGAAGUGAAUAAUACGUAGACAUUAGUGUGCUUCCCUCUUGGUUUCGUGGGGAUUCUGAUUUCGUUGCUUAUGUUAGAUGUGCCAAUACACCCCAGAUGUGUUGUAAUUGUAAUAAAGACUCUCAAAAUUUUGAGUUACAAAAAUUGUAUUCCCACAUGUUAAUGCCCAUAAUGUGGAAGAAUAAAUUGUUGAUACCUUUUUAGAA